Messenger RNA from Xylona heveae TC161, 1353 nucleotides. RefSeq lists its product as hypothetical. The transcript is spliced from 3 exons. The record is from RefSeq and is a predicted model, not a curated record. NCBI's taxonomy places the organism in Eukaryota, Fungi, Ascomycota, Xylonomycetes, Xylonales, Xylonaceae. The coding region runs from base 198 to 947 and encodes 249 amino acids.
AGCCCGAAUAUAUCACCAUUUGCAUGGCAGCCUUGGAGACGAAGAAGAAAAGGGAAAUAAAAGAGGUGCGGUCAAUCUACGCUGCACGGUCAUCGCUCGGUCAAUACUCCUCGGCGAUCAUUUCCCGAAGGAUUCAAAACACUUCAUCCUCAUCUCCGUACACUAUCUUGUCGCAACAAUAGAGCGACGCGCUCAAAAUGGUUUCCACGCGCAAUCACCCAAAGAACUUCCCAGAGCCCACUCUUUCGCCAACAAAAUCAACUCAAUCGAAGUCAGUCGUGCGCUCAUCUACACCCACUUCAUCAACCUCGUCCACCUCCAAGAAAUGGACCCAUACGCCAUCCAAUUUAACAUUGUUAUGGCUUGCGAUUGCGGUCCCGUUGGUGCUCUGGGAUGCUGGUUAUGUGUUUCUCCGACCACAUACGAUGCCUGGAGGAUUUCUUCAUAGCCCAUUGUGGCUUCCUUACGUUUUUUAUGGCUCGGUAGACUAUGUAUAUGGCCUGCCAGCUUUUGAACAGAGCGACGGUUUCCCGGCUGCGCAGUCAGCGCUCAACUUGCUCGAGACGUUCCUUUAUGUUGCAUACUUGGCUAUUGUUUUCAGAUAUGGCAAGGUGGUAUCUGGUAGGGGUCGUGGUGCUCCAAAAUCAAGGAAAGCCGGAUGGUUGGGUCAACCAAGGGUUGUUUCCGGGCAGAUGGCCGGCGCAGCUGUUCUGAUCGGGUAUGCAACCGCGGUGAUGACGUUGAGCAAGACAGUACUCUACUGGCUGAAUGAGUAUUACUCUGGAUUCAAACAUAUUGGCCACAACGAUGCCUUGACCUUGAUCAUCGCUUGGCUCAUUCCCAACGGUGCCUGGCUUGCAUUCCCAAGCUAUAUGGCAUAUGUUUUCGGCCGGGAGAUUCUUCAGGGGCUUGCGGUUGCAGCAAAGACCACUGGUAAACAGGAAUAAAAUCAUCGAUCGACACUUCUCAAUGUCUCUCAAGAUGAAGCGACUCUAGACUGUUCUGAUACUCAACUGCUGCUGUCGGUAUCAUGAACAUGUCUAAUAUUCGAAUGGUCGCUUUGAAUCCUCAUAAGCCUGUCGAAUUUCCCAGAUUGCGUCAUUGUCGACGAGCAUCAGUCUUUCAAUUUCAUGCUGAAUGAUACCCUUCUAUGCGGAUUGCGGGUGGUUCAAUUCAGUACAGUACAGUUUGCUCCUAUGCUUUUUUGGAGAUUGGAUCAUUAAAUGAAUCAUGCAAACAUACAUAAUGAGUCAAGCACGCUUGGGUCAAUUUCUCUCUUACGGAAGACAGGCUUUUUGGUGCAACACCGACGCUGGGUAGCAGAUUUAAUUACAGAAUCAUAUCCUAUUGACG